UUUGCGAUCAAAAAUACACAUAUAUGUUUAUAUAUACAUUUAUGAAGGAAAAGAGUUGAAACUAAAUGGAGUUAAAAGGUUUUCUCCUGUGUCUGAACGUCUGCUAUUUGACUGCGUUAUCCACUUCGCCACAGAAGAGUUGUGGGGAACGGCCUCUUUUUGGUCCUCCAGGUGCUUCUCGGAUCGUGGGUGGCCGGGAGGCUCCCAAGGGGGCGUGGCCAUGGCAGGUCAGCAUCCAGAUCCAAUACAGACACCUCUGUGGUGGCACUAUCCUCAACAGCGUCUGGGUGCUCACUGCCACACACUGCUUCUACCAUCACAUACGGAUCGGCCUAGGCUAUUUUCGUGUGGUGGCUGGACUAAAUACGCUAUCUUCUCCAGGAAAAUACGCCCAGGUCCGCUCCAUCAGGGGAGUGAAAAUGCACGAUGGUUACAACAUUAUCACAUCCGAUAACGAUGUGACGCUGUUGCUGCUCAGCUCGCCCUUUAAGUUCACCAACUACAUCCAGCCUAUUUGCCUUCCUGGUGAUGUGAUCCAUGAGGCCAUGCUCAACCUCAGCCACUGCUUCAUCAGUGGAUGGGGAAGCACCUAUUACAAAGGCCCGCAGACGAACAAACUGCAGGAAGCUGAGGUGGAGCUCAUCGACAGACGAACAUGUAACCGGGUCACCUGGUACAACGGCAUCAUCACUGAGAAGAUGAUCUGCGCAGGACUGGAGAGCGGAGCAGCCGAUUCUUGUCAGGGUGACAGCGGGGGCCCGCUGCAGUGCUACAGCGAGAAUCAGGAUAGGUUUUAUCUGGUUGGCGUGACGAGCUUCGGAGAUGAGUGUGGACUUCCUCACAAGCCCGGGGUGUACGCACGAGUCAGCAUUUUUUCAAAGUGGCUGACUGCGAGUCAGACAGCGGCAGCAGCAUCUGCUGUCCACAGAGCGAGCACGGGAGUCAUCGCAGCUCUGCUCGCUGCUGCUUCGACGCUGCUCUGAAACAUCCAGACUGGCAGCAAUAAACAUCCAAACUAAAGCAAA
Molecule: messenger RNA, 1025 nt
Organism: Neolamprologus brichardi
Lineage: Eukaryota; Metazoa; Chordata; Actinopteri; Cichliformes; Cichlidae
Product: transmembrane protease serine 12
Biological process (GO): proteolysis
Molecular function (GO): serine-type endopeptidase activity
Source: RefSeq, a predicted model, not a curated record